Molecule: messenger RNA, 1441 nt
Organism: Vitis riparia (riverbank grape)
Lineage: Eukaryota; Viridiplantae; Streptophyta; Magnoliopsida; Vitales; Vitaceae
Product: ribosome biogenesis protein NOP53
Exons: 12
Coding region: 62-1156 (364 amino acids)
Biological process (GO): rRNA processing; ribosomal large subunit assembly
Cellular component (GO): nucleolus
Molecular function (GO): 5S rRNA binding
Source: RefSeq, a predicted model, not a curated record
ACACCCAGUGCGUACGGUAUCAAGGAGCAAACUCCAUAGCUUUGGCGGCCAAAGAAGUGAGAUGGGGAAGAAGGCGAAAGGGUCCCGAAAGGGGAAGAAGGCGUGGAGGGCUAACAUAGGCACGGAUGACAUCGAGGACUUCUUCGAGAAAUCCACCAAGGACGCUCUCUCCGGCGGCUCCCUCGCCGCCGUGCCCAGCGACUCCCUCUUCUUCGUCGACAAGUCCAGUGAUCUUUCUGUGAAAAGGAAAAUCGAAAAGCAUAGGGAAAAAGUACUCCGUAGUGAUAGUGUACUUCAAAGGAACGCCUUUGUUCAACCAGUUCCAUCUUCAACCAAGAAGAAAUCAAAUACAAAAAGAAAGGAAAGUCAAAUUUCAAAAGAACCUGCUGAAGAUGGUCCUGAGGGUGAGAAUGUUUCAGAUUCUGGCAUGGUUGACAUAUGGGAUGAGGAAGGUCAACAGGACACCAAGAAGAAAAAGAUAUCCAAGCCUUCGCUCAUUCCAGCAGUAGAAGUUGAGCAACCUGGAUGCUCAUUCAAUCCUUCGUUUGAAAGUCAUCAGGAUUCAUUGGCUCAUGCCGUUGCGGAUGAAAUGCAGAAAGUCUAUCAAAAUGAGUUGGGACCCCAGCCAGUUCCAUUAACUGUUACUGGAGGAGCUGUUGAUGAAGAAGAUAUGUAUUUUAUUGAGGUGGAUGAUGGAAGUGAUGAUGAUCAGAAUGGGGAGAAGCUGUUCGAUAAUGAGGAUACUGCACAAGAGAAAAGGUCCUCUAAAAUAAAGAGGGUGACUCGAGUUGAACUGAAUAGGAGAGCUAGGUCCAAGAAACUGCUGAGAGCAGAAGCAGAAGCAAAAAGGGUGGAGGCACUCUCAAAAGAAAUUGACUGCUUACCAGAUAUAAUUCAAGAAAUAGCCAAAGAAGACGAGGAGAAGCAUAAAAGGCAUCAGAGGCGGAUUGUAGCUAAACAAGAUAGACUCAAAUCUCGUCCUCCACGUCUAGGGAAGCACAAAUUUGAGCCUGCCCCAGUUCAAGUCCUAUUGUCUGAAGAAAUCACUGGAUCCCUCCGAAAGCUCAAGGGCUGUAGCACCCUUGCAAGGGAUCGGUAUAAGAGCCUGCAGAAAAGAGGAUUGCUUGUACCGACUGCUAAGAAGAGCAGGAAAUAAGGCACCAUUCUCCCUUGGGCGUCUGCUCGGUUUUCGGUCGUAUGGGAGGCUUGGGAAGAAUGUGGCCCUGGCUCCAUGGAGGAGGAGCCAUAUUAAGAAGCUGAAGAUUUUGCCCAGUGUUUUUAUGUUAAUACUCGAUGAAAUUGGUAAUGAUAUUAGAAUCAGCCCCAACAUCAACUUCUACUUUGAGGGAGUAUAAUGUAUCCUCCUCAUAGCAACAAACUCUUUGAAUUUUUUUUUGUUUUUUUGCUAAAAAAAUAUAAAUAUAUACUUUUAAUAAUUUUA